Messenger RNA from Erythranthe guttata (spotted monkey flower), 1235 nucleotides. RefSeq lists its product as uncharacterized. Lineage: Eukaryota; Viridiplantae; Streptophyta; Magnoliopsida; Lamiales; Phrymaceae. The record is from RefSeq and is a predicted model, not a curated record.
UUGAAAUCCACACACACACACACACACUCACACACAAUUUCGCUUUAACCCAAACAACAGACAAAAUCAUCAAAUCUAGAGAGAGAAACUAUAGUGGUGGUGAGACUUUAGAGAGAGAGAGAGACUCGAAGCCGAAAUUCAGCAUACAAAAUCACCAAGUUGUUGUGUGGGAGUGGAACUCAGUGAGUCACACAGCAUGCCCUCAGGUCCGAAGAAGCGAAAAGCUGCGAAGAAGAAGAAGGGAAAUCAGCCCAACAACCAAUCCAAUCCAUCAUCCUCUGUUUCCACUCGCUCUCAUGAGAAAAAGAAUGUGAAUCAUCAAGGUAAAGAGGAUCUUGAAAGACAAAUCAAGACUGGGCACGAUGAGGCGAUGGUGAAAUCUAGUGAUGGAGGUUCGUCUGGGAGCUCUAGCAAUAGCAACAGCAAUUCGGAUAGUGAUAUUGCUGCAGUUAUUAAUCCUGCGAAGAUAGCCAAUUCUUCAGCGGAAAGUUCAGCUGCUAAGGCUAUCGAUCAUGUACCUGUCAGAGAGGCUAAUGAAGAUAAAGUCGUGUUGUCGACGACUUUGGCGAAUGCAGCAUUAGAGAAGAAGGAACCACUAGUGAAAUCUGUUGACAACACUGCUGCAAUUUUAGAUCCCAAAAAAUGUGUAACGCAAGAAAAUGGCGAUAGACUGACAUUGCUACCCAAUGCACCUAGAGCUAAUGAUGAUAAUGAGGCAGAAAACGAGAAAGGUGUCACUGAGCCUUUGCUAGUUCCUUCUCCAUUGCCAGUGCAAAAAACAUCUUGGAAGAGUUGUUGUGGUCUGUUUGAAGUGUUUUCUGGGUCUGGUUCAUAAUUCGAGAAGCAGAUACGAAUGGGCUUCAAAGGAUUGUGGAUGAGGAAUACGAGGAAGGAGCUCCAAAGAGAUGCCUUGUGAUAAUUCUUUUUCUUCGUCUCAAAAAAUAAUAAUGGUGAAAAAAUUUAACGGGGCAGAGUCGGUUGAUGAACUAAAGUUUCGAUAGUAGUACGAGUCAUGUGUUGGGAAGCAUCUAUCUGAUAGUUAGUUACCAUGAAUAUGAUAUGAUGUCUUUUGAUUUUGCAAGUGGAUAUAUAGACUUGGAAUGUUCUUUUGGAGUAUUAUUUUAAUGGUUUGUUCCUACUUUUACUUUGUUCUUCUGUUGGUUGUGUGGAGGCAACUUUUUGUUGGGAUUUUGAAGUAUCAUAAACAUGUUUAAUAUAAAUUAUUAGCUAGUUCU